This is a messenger RNA of Struthio camelus australis, 2730 nucleotides long. It is a transcript of the gene ARMC8, whose product is annotated as armadillo repeat containing 8. NCBI's taxonomy places the organism in Eukaryota, Metazoa, Chordata, Aves, Struthioniformes, Struthionidae. Gene Ontology annotation, cellular component: GID complex. Gene Ontology annotation, molecular function: protein binding. The record is from RefSeq and is a predicted model, not a curated record. Gene Ontology annotation, biological process: proteasome-mediated ubiquitin-dependent protein catabolic process.
GGCCAGUAGCCGCCACUAUGUUGACAGAUUAUUUGACCUCGAUCCCCAGAAAGUCCUGCAAGGUGUCAUCUAUGGCAAUUGGAAUGAGAGCAUCAGUGCAGUGUUCCACACAUGUCUGCAGGGAAAGCUGCGUGAAAUAUAAGAGGCAGCUUCAUGGAGUGGGAAGAGGAGAAAUUCCCAUCUCAGUUCUAAUGGAGCAACAGAGAUAUGAAAAAUGCUGUAAUUGGAAACAACAAACAAAAAGCCAACUUGAUUGUUUUGGGAGCAGUUCCAAGGUUGCUGUACUUACUUCAGCAAGAAACCUCCAGCACAGAACUGAGAACAGAAUGUGCAGUGGUCCUCGGGAGCCUUGCGAUGGGUACAGAGAACAAUGUCAAAUCCCUACUAGACUGUCAUAUUAUCCCUGCCUUAUUGCAAGGAUUGCUGUCGCCGGAUUUGAAGUUUAUUGAAGCUUGCCUCCGAUGUCUCCGUACCAUUUUCAUCAGUCCUGUAACUCCAGAGGAUCUACUAUACGCAGACGCUACAGUUAUCUCCCACCUCAUGGCACUGCUCAGUAGGUCUCGAUAUACACAAGAAUACAUAUGUCAGAUCUUCUCACAUUGCUGCAAACUCCAACACUGGCAUAGCUGCGGCUUUAAAUCAUUGCCUCAGCCACUUCUGUGUGCCAAUGGUCCAGAUCACCAGACAAUCUUGUUUAACCACGGCGCAGUUCAGAAUAUCGCCCAUCUGUUAGUCUCCACCUCCUACAAAGUUCGAAUGCAAGCAUUGAAAUGCUUCUCAGUUCUAGCCUUUGAAAACCCACAGGUAUCAAUGACUCUUGUAAAUGUGUUGGUUGAUGGAGAAUUGUUACCACAAAUUUUUGUGAAGAUGUUACAAAGGGACAAGCCUAUUGAAAUGCAGCUCACAUCAGCCAAAUGCCUUACUUCCAUGUGCAGAGCUGGAGCAAUACGAACAGACGAUUCCUGCAUCGUUCUCAAGACUCUGCCAUGUUUGGUUCGGAUGUGUAGUAAGGAGAGACUGCUCGAGGAGCGAGUAGAAGGAGCAGAAACACUGGCCUAUCUGAUUGAAACAGAUGUGGAACUCCAGAGGAUUGCCAGCAUUACCGACCACCUCAUUGUCAUGCUUGCUGACUACUUCAAAUAUCCCAGCUCAGUGAGUGCAAUCACUGAUAUCAAAAGGCUCGACCAUGACUUGAAGCAUGCUCAUGAGCUGCGCCAGGCUGCUUUCAAGCUCUAUGCCUCCCUUGGAGCAAAUGAUGAAGAUAUCCGGAAAAAGAUCAUUGAGACUGAAAAUAUGAUGGACCGUAUUGUUAAUGGCUUGUCUGAAUCUAGUAUCAAGGUGCGAUUAGCUGCAGUCAGAUGUUUGCACAGUUUGUCCCGUUCUGUACAGCAGCUCAGGACAAGUUUUCAGGAUCAUGCUGUAUGGAAACCUUUAAUGAAGGUUUUACAGAACGCUCCAAAUGAGAUCCUAGUAGUAGCAUCUUCCACACUAUGCAAUCUUCUUCUGGAAUUCUCUCCAAGCAAAGAGCCUAUUUUAGAAUCGGGAGCCAUAGAACUUCUAUGUAGUUUAACACAGAGUGAAAAUCUUGCCUUGCGAGUGAACGGCAUUUGGGCUUUAAUGAAUAUGGCUUUUCAAGCAGAACAGAAGAUCAAAUCUGAUAUCUUACGAGGUCUGAGUACAGAGCAGUUAUUCCAGUUACUUUCUGAUUCAGAUGUAAAUGUUCUGAUGAAAACUUUGGGACUGCUCAGGAACCUCCUCUCUACUCGCCCACACAUAGACCAUAUAAUGAGCACUCACGGGAAGCAAAUCAUGCAAGCAGUGACCCUCAUUUUGGAAGGGGAGCACAAUAUAGAAGUCAAAGAGCAGACAUUAUGUAUACUUGCCAAUAUAGCAGAUGGAACGACAGCAAAAGAAUUAAUUAUGACCAAUGAUGACAUCCUGCAGAAAAUCAAAUACUACAUGAGUCAUUCAAAUGCUAAACUUCAGCUUGCUGCCAUGUUCUGCAUAUCUAAUCUCAUAUGGAAUGAAGAAGAAGGUUCACAAGAACGACAAGAUAAACUACGAGACAUGGGAAUAGUAGAUAUUCUACAUAAAUUGAGUCAGUCAUCAGAUCCAAAUCUGUGUGACAAGGCGAAGACAGCACUCCAGCAGUAUCUUGCAUGAUCAAAGACUAAUUGAAUCUAUGGACACCCCUCAUGUCUACUUAAGGAAAAGCAGGAGAUACUCCUGACUCCUUAUAUUUGCACAAGUCACCUUGGGCUGCAUUUUUCUCAGGUGCAGGGAGCUGCUUUGCAGAAACAGUUUAAAUGAUCAGGUCUCCAGUGCACUUGAGAAUUUUCUUGAGGUAGUUUCUUUACUCAGAGGACUCUUGGGGGGUUGUUUUGUUUUUUUUGGGUUUUUUUUUUUUUCCUGAGCUACCUGGACUUUUGAAUAGAACAAUCAGUCAUCAUUUUCCUUUGGGCCUACAAUUUUCUGCUUUUGCUGCAGCCUGCGUGUGUGGAUGUGUGUGUGCUUGGGUGUGUGCGCGUGCUUGGGUGUAUGUGUGUGGGUGUGAUACCUCAAUUUUGUUUUUCCUUUUUUUUGUGUGAAAAUCUUUUUCUACAGGUUUUCAAGGGUUAACCAUUGUUUGCUGUACGAAUACUUCAAUGAAUUAUAUACAGUUUGAAUGAAAUGUUAUUUAAAAAGAAAACCAAACUGUUGUAUCCCAUAAAGUUUAUUUUGAAUUUUGAA